AUGGAAUAUCCCCCAAUUAGGGCCGAUCCCCAGCUAGAGCAGCGGAUCAAGCUGGGGAGCGAGUUCCCCGAUCCCGCAAACCCCGCGCGUGCGAGAUCUCAAUUCCAGCAGCAACGGCCUGGAUCCCGCCGUCCCGAACCCACGGGCGCCAAGCCAGGGACGAGGGGGGCUAAAAUGCUUUCCAUUCCUGGGAUCGCGCGUGGUGCUGAUCUCGCAGUGGCGUGUGGUUCUGCAGACCUGGCGGAGAUAGCUAACUUCCUGGGCAUCACACCUUCGGUGGACACCGAGGCGAUUCAGGGUCGAGGUAGCUAUGAGGAGCGGGUGGAACUGCUCCAUCUUAUUGUCGACCUAGUGGAAGCUAGUUGCUACGCUGACAAUCCAGAAUGGAGUGUUGAUAAGCAAUUGGAGAAGGAUGUGCAACUCAUAGAUUCUAUUGCUGAGAAACAAGCCCAAAUUUUUUCAGAGGAGUGCAAACUUUUCCCUGCAGAUGUCCAAAUACAAUCAAUUUACCCCUUGCCUGAUAUCGCUGAAUUAGAGUUGAAGCUCUCGGAGUAUACCAAAAAGAUGUCCAAUCUGCAGCAAAUGGUUCAGGAAUUAGCAUCGAAGUAUGAUUAUAAUCCAAAUGAAGACUAUGCCGAGACAGAGUUGAAGUUGAGGGAACACUUGAAAUCAUUUUUGGAAACGGUUAAAUCCUUCAGCACAAUAUAUACUAAGGAAAUCCAUCCUUGGACCCACAUGAUGGAAGUGCCACAAUUGCAUGGCUUCGGUCCAGCUGCUAACCGCCUCUUGGAGGCAUACAAUACCCUUUUAAAGUUAGUGAGCAUUGAGCACCAUAUCUCUACAAUACUAUAUCUCUUGAAAUGCCCUGCCUUGGAAUUUUCCUGGGGAAAUCUGAGGAGUCUCCGAGAUUCAUACACUGCAAUGGCUGCUGGUUCAUUGUCGGCUUCUAAUGAGCCUUCAUCUGUGACCAAGAUUAUUUCAGACUGCGAAUCUGCACUGACCUUCUUGAAUCACAGCCUUUCCAUCCUUUCCACUUCUGUGGCACCAAUCGUCCUGAUCAGUGCUUUUUAUUCCUCUGGCAGGAACCAGAAGACAUUCCGUCCCAAGAAGAGUGCUCCAUCAGGCAGCAAGGGAGCGCAGCUCCGAAAGCACAUAGAUGCCACUCUCGGCAGUGGAAACCUUAGGGAAGCUGUGAGGUUGCCUCCUGGAGAGGAUAUCAAUGAAUGGCUUGCUGUGAAUACUGUGGAUUUCUUUAACCAAGUUAAUCUGCUGUAUGGCACACUCACAGAAUUCUGCACACCUGAGAGCUGCCCGACAAUGACAGCUGGCCCAAAGUAUGAGUACAGAUGGGCUGAUGGUGUGCAGAUAAAGAAACCCAUAGAGGUAUCCGCACCAAAAUAUGUGGAGUAUCUGAUGGAUUGGAUUGAAGGCCAGCUUGAUGAUGAAUCCAUAUUCCCUCAAAAACUUGGCACACCAUUCCCGCCAAACUUCAAGGAAGUAGUAAAGACAAUAUUCAAGCGCUUGUUUCGUGUCUAUGCCCACAUCUACCACUCUCAUUUCCAGAAGAUUGUUAGCCUUAAAGAGGAGGCCCAUCUCAAUACCUGUUUCAAGCACUUCAUUCUGUUUACAAAUGAGUUUGGCCUGAUUGACAAGAAGGAGCUGGCUCCACUCCAGGAGCUCAUCGAAUCCAUCAUCGUUCCUUACUGA
Molecule: messenger RNA, 1707 nt
Organism: Miscanthus lutarioriparius
Lineage: Eukaryota; Viridiplantae; Streptophyta; Magnoliopsida; Poales; Poaceae
Source: the annotation of a GenBank genome assembly